Molecule: messenger RNA, 252 nt
Organism: Mesorhabditis spiculigera
Lineage: Eukaryota; Metazoa; Nematoda; Chromadorea; Rhabditida; Rhabditidae
Source: the annotation of a GenBank genome assembly
AUGGUUGUCCCCUUCUUUAAUGCUUGGGCGGUGCCGAAGGCUCAAACCUGCCCUCAUUGCGCAAAAGAGCUGCCCGCUCAAGAAAAUGCGAUAAAUGGAUGGCUGGCUACGAGCCAGCGGCCGUAUUCCAACCGUCAAUGGGCGUGUUCGUAUUUUGGGUUCAUGAUUCUUGUUGCGAGCUUUUGGAUGUUCUACGCACUCGUCAUCCUUGCCGCUUUUUCACCGCCCGGCGCUACCGUAUACUCCAAUGGU